This is a messenger RNA of Knipowitschia caucasica, 1359 nucleotides long. NCBI's taxonomy places the organism in Eukaryota, Metazoa, Chordata, Actinopteri, Gobiiformes, Gobiidae. The record is from the annotation of a GenBank genome assembly.
AUGGGAAUAGAUGCCAGAGACUCGUAUGAUUUUGACUUGAGUGUCCACUUCCAAUCGGCUGCAGACUUCAUUCAUAGAGCUCUCAGCAAAAGAGGCAGUGAACGCAGGAUUUGGGUGGUCAAUAUGUUGCGAUUGGCUUUGAUAUUCUGCUUAGCAGCAGUGGUCAUUAUGGGGUGGCCACAUCAUGAAGGCCCUGAACACCCUCAGUCGGACCAGGGCACUACACAGGACACUACACAAGACAACAGUUUGUCUCUGGUGAACACAGCCAACAAAGAGUUUGCCUUUCGUCUGUACACUGCAAUAACCUCUCAGCCGGAAUCCCAAGACAAAAACGUCUUCUUGUCACCGGCAAGUGUGUCUGUGGCACUGGCAGCUCUGUCCAUAGGUGCCCGAGGAGACACACACAAACAGAUCUUUACUGGACUGGGCUUUAACAGCUCACAGUUGAAUCAGGAUCAAGUAAACCAUGUGUUCAGAGGACUCCUGGACAAAAAUGUGUCUCAAGAUGCCACCCAAGGCACCGCUGUGUUUGUGGAUGACAAGUUCAAAACCAACCCCGAGUUUCUGGACACGCUUAAGCAAUCCUACUUCACUGAUGGGUUUACAGUGGACUUCACUAAGACCACAGAGAGUGCAGACACCAUCAAUAAAUAUGUGUCAGACAAAACCAACGGAAAGAUAGACAAGAUGGUGGACAGUCUGGAUGAAACUACUGUCAUGUACCUUCUCAGCUACAUCUAUUUUAAAGGAAAAUGGGAAACACCAUUUGAUCCCCAGUCAACCAGAGAAGACACUUUUGAAGUUGAUGAAAACACUGAAGUAAGAGUCCAGAUGAUGGGAAAAGAGGACAGCUUUGAAGUUUAUUAUGAUCAAGCAAUCAACACCUCCGUGCUGCACCUUCCCUUCAACAGUUCCUACUCAAUGCUGCUGAUGCUGCCAACUGAAAUGGAGACAUUGGAGAGAGCCCUUUCCCCAAAUCAUGUCACUAAAUGGCUCAAAUGGAUGAAAUCUAAGAGAUUCAACAUAUUUCUCCCAAAGUUUUCCAUCAAGACAUCAUACUCAAUGAAGAAAAUAUUGAGUGACAUGGGGAUGACUGACAUGUUUGGUGACCGCGCAGAUCUGAGUGGCAUUGCAGUGGGGCAGAAACUAGCUGUAUCAGAGGUUGUUCAUAAGGCUACUCUGGAUGUGGACGAGACUGGUGCCACAGCAGCAGCUGCUACUGGAGUCCAGAUUACUCUUCUGUCGUAUCGUGUCGUCCCAGUUCUGAAGUUCAACCGCCCAUUCAUGGUUCUCAUCUUCAACCGAGAAACACAAGACAUUUUGUUUAUGGGGAAGAUCAUCAACCCUAAUAUCUAA